Nezara viridula (southern green stink bug) is the source of this 2046-nucleotide messenger RNA. The record is from the annotation of a GenBank genome assembly. Lineage: Eukaryota; Metazoa; Arthropoda; Insecta; Hemiptera; Pentatomidae.
GUUUUGGCCAAUCUAUUGGAUUACUUUGUAUUUAUAUAAAGUAAUCUUCUAAUGUUUAACUAACAUAAAACUAAUUGUGUAACGAUACAUUUUAAACUAAAUUUGUGCUUUUUACUAGAGCAAUGAUUACUCAGUACCUGUUUUCUCGAUUCUUCAAUUUUAAUAAUGCUAAAUUAAUGAUCUUCAAAAGAGGACAUGGCAUCGAAUCACUUCCAGAGAAGAUGCGUCAAUAUAUCAUAACUACCUGUGAGCUAACCACUCCCAAGGAGAUCCAUUUCUGCGACGGUUCCGAAAAGGAAAUGAAAAUUUUCAUUAAGAAAAUGAUGAGUGAUGGCACGAUUGUACCCUUACCCAAGUAUUGCAACUGCUACCUAGCUAGGACGGAUCCAAGAGAUGUAGCUCGUGUCGAAUCUAAAACAUCCAUUACCACGAAGGAUAAGAGGGAUACGAUCCCCGAACCGGCUGAAGGAGUGGUAGGAAAACUCGGUAAUUGGAUGUCUCCUGAAGAAAUGGACUGCCAUAUCAAUACAAAGUUCAAAGGUUGUAUGAAAGGAAAGAUCAUGUAUGUGAUACCCUUCUCCAUGGGACCUCCAGGAGGUCCUUUGUCAAAGAUGGGAAUUCAGAUAACCGACUCGACUUAUGUUGCAGCUGCAGCAGGGGUUAUGACAAGGAUGGGUGAAAAAGUGAGCAAACUAAUGAAUGAAUCUAACCAGAAUGAGAUUGUUCGUUGUACACAUUCCGUUGGAGUACCAGAGGACUCAUCAUCUAAAAAACCUAAUCCGUGGCCGUGUAAUCCAGAAAAAACCCUUAUAAUGCACAAACCUGAUGAAAAGCUUAUUGUGAGUUUCGGAAGUGGCUAUGGUGGAAAUUCUUUGUUAGGUAAAAAAUGUUUUGCAUUAAGGAUCGGUUCUACCAUAGCUAAAAGUGAAGGUUGGUUAGCAGAACAUAUGUUGAUAAUGGGAAUAACUCCACCAAAAGGAGAAAAGAAAUAUAUUUGCGCUGCGUUCCCAUCUGCGUGUGGUAAGACAAAUUUAGCUAUGUUGACUCCAAAGGUUCCAGGGUAUAAGAUAGAGUGUGUUGGAGAUGAUAUUGCAUGGAUUAAAUUUAAUCCGAAAACAAAAAUGUUUCAUGCGAUCAACCCCGAAAACGGAAUAUUUGGUGUAGCUCCAGGUACCUCAUGUGCAAGUAAUCCUAAUGCAAUGCGUACGAUAUUCAAAGAUACUAUGUUCACUAAUACUGCACUAACUAGUGAUGGUGGGGUGUGGUGGGAAGGAAUGGAAGAUGUGGAUGAAGGUGUAACAAUUAUAGAUUGGCAUGGAAAACCCUGGGAUCGCAAGAAACCAGCUUCUCAUCCUAAUGCGAGGUUCUGUGCUCCUGCUCGAAAUCUUCCUAUCAUAGAUCCGAACUGGGAGUCACCGGAUGGUGUUCCAAUAUCAGCAAUACUGUUUGGUGGAAGAAGGCCAGAAGGAGUGCCCUUGAUCUAUCAAAGCUUUUCUUGGGAGCAUGGAGUUCUUAUUGGAGCGAUGAUGAGGUCAGAGGCAACAGCGGCCGCCGAGCACAAAGGAAAAAAUGUGAUGAAUGAUCCAUUUGCGAUGAGGCCAUUUUUUGGUUAUAAUUUCGGCCAUUACAUUCAGCAUUGGCUUGACAUGCCCAAGUUACAUGAAGGUAUUAAACUUCCAAAAAUAUUUCAUGUUAACUGGUUUCGCAAAAGUAAAGACGGGAAAUGGCUGUGGCCUGGAUAUGGCGAUAAUAUUAGAGUCCUCGACUGGGUUUUAAGAAGAGUUUCCAGCGAUGAUGAUUCUAUAGCUGUAAAAACGCCAAUCGGAUUUGUUCCAAAAGAGGAUUCCAUAAAUGUUGAAGGGCUGAGUGACGUCAAUCUAAAAGAAGCACUGUCUGUGCCUGUCGAUUUUUGGAAACAGGAGAUUGAAUCUGGCACUAAAUAUUUCUGUGAUCAGAUGCCUAAAGAUACUCCAGAUCAAAUGUGGAAAGAACUAAAAGAACUGAGAAAGAGAUUAGAGAAAGGCCACUAAUAAUAAAGUAUUAAUU